AUGGCGCCAACUUUCGCCAUGCUGGGCUCCGAGGAAUGCCCCGGAGUGGUCUCUCUCAUACCCAGCAAGUUGGACCAGCGCGUGGACAAGCUGCGGUCAGAGGGCCAGAAAUGCGACUUAGCGGUCACCUAUCUAGAAGUCUACAACAAGGUUGUUCGACACCUGCUGUGCCUCGACCCGGCCAAGGGCAUUGGCAUAUUGUACCUCACCAUCCAAAAGGUGAAGGAGGCCGGCAUUCUCCUCGAGCCGCUCUUGAAAGGAAACAAGAACCGGACGCAGCAUGCAACCGAUGGUAAUGCUGAGUCAGCGUGGUCACACGCCAUCUUCCAGAGCUACGCCGCAGUGACGGAGAAUGCGACAAGCACGAGCAACGAAACUCGCGUCUCGAUGUGCUCUGUUGACCUUGCCGGCUGGCAGCGCGCAGCUGUGGCCAGUAGGGACACAAAGGUUCAGAUGCGCGAGGGUACCAAGCUUAACCUGUCGCUGCUGGCCCUCGGCAACUGCAUCGACGCCCGCUCGAAGAAAGGGACCCAGCAGGUGCCGUACUACGACUCCCACCUCACCCACAUCCUGAAGGACUCGCUGGGUGGCUCGGGCAACGUCCUUGUGAUUGGGACAGCGAUGGCGGUGAAUCUCAGCUACGUGGAAACGUAG
Messenger RNA from Dermacentor silvarum, 654 nucleotides. RefSeq names its product kinesin-like protein KIF18B. The record is from RefSeq and is a predicted model, not a curated record. Gene Ontology annotation, cellular component: mitotic spindle astral microtubule; kinesin complex; mitotic spindle midzone. Gene Ontology annotation, biological process: microtubule-based movement; mitotic sister chromatid segregation; microtubule depolymerization. Bases 1 to 654 code for a protein of 217 amino acids. Lineage: Eukaryota; Metazoa; Arthropoda; Arachnida; Ixodida; Ixodidae. The transcript has a single exon. Gene Ontology annotation, molecular function: plus-end-directed microtubule motor activity; ATP binding; microtubule binding.